AAAACCUACCAACGAAGGUUGUUAUAGAUAGACAAAUAUUCACGGUGCUGAUUUUUAAAAAAUAGCAUAUGUGUCAAGUUCACAAAAUAAGAAAAUAUAUUAGGAGGAAUAUUAAUAUUCAGGCGCUGUUCUCUUUCCUGUGAGAUCCCGCGAGCGGCCACUUAGGAGACACAAGAUGUCUGGAAAGAGUUUUCGGGUGAGCGACGGAGACUGGAUUUGUCCAGAUAAAAAAUGUGGAAAUGUGAACUUUGCCAGAAGAACAAGCUGUAACCGAUGUGGAAGGGAGAAGACGACAGAUGCGAAGCUGAUGAAGGCAGGAGGAACGGAGAUCGGGAAGACUCUGGCUGAGAAGAGCAGGGGACUGUUCAGUGCCAACGACUGGCAGUGCAAAACAUGUGGGAACGUAAACUGGGCCAGAAGAUCAGAGUGUAACAUGUGCAACACCCCCAAAUACGCCAAACUGGAGGAAAGAACAGGUUAUGGCGGCGGUUUCAACGAGAGAGAGAAUCUGGUUUACAACGAGAGAGAAGAGUCCGAUGGAGAGUAUGAUGAGUUUGGCCGUAUAAAAAAGAAGUUUCGAGGAAAAAACAAGAAGGACAGCGAGAAAAAGGGAGAUCCUGAAAAGAAAGGCGAGGACGAAGAUGAGGAAGAGGAGGAGGACGAGGAUGACGACGAAGAUGGCGAUCUUUCAAAAUACAAACUUGAUGAUGACGACGACGACGAAGACGACGACGACGACGAAGACGCCGAUCUGUCCAAGUACGAUCUGGAUGCGAGUGACGAGUUGAAGCCGUCGGAGAAGAAAGGCAGCGGCUCGGGUUCUUCUCGCUCGUCCUCUCGCUCCUCCAGCUCGAGCUCCCGCUCUCGGUCCAGGUCCAGGUCCAGAUCCCGGUCCAGGAGCUCGUCCGGUUCCAGAUCACGCUCUCGCUCGAGGUCUCGCUCAAGAUCCAGCUCCCGCUCUGGGAAAGGCUCCGCUUCCUCGAGAAAGAGGUCUCGCUCGUCCUCGCCGUCUCCUGAGAGAGGCCAGAAGAGAAGUCGCUCCAGGUCCUCCUCUGGCGGACGCAAAAAAAGACGCUCUCGCUCCCAGUCGUCCGAAAGGUUUGGGUUUAUGUGGUGUAACAAAAUGGCCUACUGGCUUCCUUUUACAUUUUAUUACAUCAUUGAAUGAAUGAUUUCUGCUUUCCAAUGGAGCUGUUGCAGACCUGCCAACCUUCACUCGCUUUGCGUAGGACGACGGAGUUCGCUAGUAUGACUUCUCGCCGAAAGAGCAGUCGUCUUUCCUUCCCCCCCCUUAAAAAAAAAAAAAAAAAAAAAAAAAAAAAAAAAGGGCAGAUGAGCCAAUUGACAUCUGAAUCUGAAAUGAUUGACAGUUGGAUAGGAGUUUCGAACUCUCUGAUAGUAACAGACACCCCAGGAAGCCCCGCCCCCUUCAGCCCAUCUCUUGUCUCGUCUCGAUGUUCCUCACUUCCUGUUACGAUAAAUGGAGAAUAUUUUGAGUUGAUUAACAUUUAAAUAAAAUCUAUCAGCGUAUGUUCGACAUAGCUAACAGUAGACAGUUAUAGAGUGAACACGUAUUUGGCCCAAAUCUUUCGGUUAAAUGAUCAACUGAAAGAAAUUUACGGAUCCGUUUUGAGGAUAUUAACUGACAACCUCGGAAGUCGCUUAGAAGGAACAGUUUGAAUGGUUACAGCAGAUCGAAGGUGGAAAAAAAUCAGCCUUGUGACGCCAUUUCCCGCUUUCCACUUUGAACAAGCGAUGGAUUAAACGACAACCGGAAAUGUUGGGGGUUUUUUUUCCCUGCAUUUUUAACAUCUUUCCGCACUAAUACGCAUUAUUCCUCCUCUUGGUUGGCAGGUCUGCUGUUGGUGUUUGUUCUUUUGAUUUAUUUAUUUUUAUCCUAAUAUGUCACUAAGUUAUCUGUGCUCUCUCUCUCUCUGUCUCUCUCUCUCUCUGUCUGUGUGUCUGUCUCUCUCUCUCUCUCUC
Pangasianodon hypophthalmus (striped catfish) is the source of this 1983-nucleotide messenger RNA. RefSeq names its product zinc finger, RAN-binding domain containing 2 (gene zranb2). The transcript has 9 exons. Gene Ontology annotation, biological process: RNA processing. Lineage: Eukaryota; Metazoa; Chordata; Actinopteri; Siluriformes; Pangasiidae. Gene Ontology annotation, molecular function: lipopolysaccharide binding; RNA binding. The coding region runs from base 176 to 1168 and encodes 330 amino acids. The record is from RefSeq and is a predicted model, not a curated record.